Molecule: messenger RNA, 3609 nt
Organism: Chroicocephalus ridibundus (black-headed gull)
Lineage: Eukaryota; Metazoa; Chordata; Aves; Charadriiformes; Laridae
Gene: TTPA
Product: alpha tocopherol transfer protein
Exons: 5
Coding region: 121-954 (277 amino acids)
Biological process (GO): vitamin E metabolic process; vitamin transport
Cellular component (GO): late endosome; membrane
Molecular function (GO): lipid transfer activity; phosphatidylinositol bisphosphate binding; vitamin E binding
Source: RefSeq, a predicted model, not a curated record
CGGAGGCAGGCCGGCGGGGCUCCGCCGCGGCUGGGUUUCCAAUGGGACCAGCGGGGCGGCGGGGCUGAGCGCGGCGCUGGCCUGAGGAGCCGGCGGCGUGAGGAACCGGCCGGCGGCGGGAUGUCGCAGGGGCCGACGGCCGCGGAGCGCCUCAACGACCUGCCCGACCACUCGCCGCGGGUGCGCAGCGCCGUCGCUGAGCUGCGGCGGCGGGCGGAGGCAGAGCCCGGCCAGCGCUGGCUACAGCCCCUCACCGACUCCUUCCUGGUGAGGUUCCUGCGCGCCCGGGACUUCAACCUGGACCUGGCGUGGAGGUUAUUGAAAAAUUACCAGAAGUGGAGAAUUGAAUGCCCAGAAAUAAGUGCAGAUUUACAACCAUCUUCUGUUCUUGGUCUUUUGCAUGCUGGCUAUCACGGAAUCCUGAGAUCAAGGGACCCACAUGGAAGCAAAGUUCUAAUAUACAGAAUUGGACAAUGGGAUCCCAAGUUAUUUACAGCAUACGAAGUGUUCCGUGUCAGUCUUAUCACAUCUGAACUCAUUGUAAAGGAGAUUGAGACUCAGCGGAAUGGAGUCAAGGCUAUCUUUGAUCUUCAAGGGUGGCGAUUUGCUCAUGCAUUUCAAAUCAGUCCAGCAGUGGCCAAGAAGAUUGCUGCUGUGCUCACAGAUUCCUUUCCGCUAAAAGUUCGAGGUAUCCACUUGAUUAAUGAGCCUUUAUUCUUCCACCCAGUCUUCGCUCUAAUUAAGCCUUUUCUCACUGAAAAAAUAAAAGAACGGGUGUAUAUGCAUGGAAAUAACUACAUGCAGAGUCUGACCGAACACUUCCCAGUCAGCAUUCUCCCACAGGAAUAUGGGGGGGAGGAAGUCUCCGUUGAAGAGCUGGCCAAGGAAUGGACUGACUUUAUAAUGGCAUCUGCAGACUAUCUUCAGAGCAUUUCUCUGGUUGCCCAGGAGUAAUCUUACUAGAGUAUUAUAUAAAUUCUUGAACACUGGAAGUGGAAAUAAGUUUAAUAUGAAAUCUUUCAUUUAAUCUUGAAAUUAUUGUAAAUGAAACCAGUAUGUCUUUGCAGAGCACUGAGUACUAUAUUGACUGCACUUUUAUACUAACUGGAGUCUUUCAGUACAUACGUCUGAAGAGAUUAAUGAAUUCUAUAUGUUUGCAAUACUCUUUGUAAUUGACUAGCUUCUGUGCCAAAAAGCUGAAUAGUGCACUGGAUAUCAGAGAUCGACACUGCUCCUCUUAAGUCUUUGGAGACAACUCAUCCGUAAUAAUGCAGUCCAGAACCUUAUGCUUAGAUCUUGUAUCUUGGCUUGUCAGGAUGAUAGGAUACAAAACCGAACAGAACGUGAAUGGGAUAGACUAGUUUGUUGCGGAAGCAUGACUACAGGGCUAAUUCACAGAGAGUGAAAAGAGGCUGCUUUUUGGAUUGAUUCUCAGGGAAAAUGACUGUUUUGUUAGUUUGUGUCAAAUUGAAAACUAGACAGCAAUAGUAAGACAUUUGUGUUAACUUUUGCGCUGCCUGUGCAGCUUCCCUUUUUGUGCUAAUUAACACAAUAAUCAUCCGAUUUUAUAGAGGAAGACAGGGAAAACACCAUGUACCUGUUCUUCAAAGAACAGCAUGAAUCAGGAGGAGGAACUGGUAAGAGAUUCAAAGCAACCUUGAAAAUUCUGAUUUUCUUUAUUCAAAGAGAUACUGUCUAUGGACAAGCUAUAAGCAACUCAGAUGAUGAUCACCUUUAAUUCCUACUGUAGGUCAAGAGCUGUUAGCUGUUUACAGUAUCUGUCUCUUUUGGAAGGUGAAGUAUGUUAUACUUUGUGUAUCCGAACUUUAGAAGUAUUUCUUGUGUGGUUUAAGGGUGCUUGUAGGUCACCGAACCUCAGUGUAGGAAAUGCUGGGUAUCUUCAUUUUAUUUUCAGAAAAGUAAUUGGAAACUUGCCAGUCCAUUUCUUCCAGUGCCCAACAGAAGAUAUAAUUUUUAAUUUCCAUUGAGCCCUCUUCUUUAUUUCUGUAGGAGUAAUGAAAAAAGUCUAUACUUACUGGAAACAUAUUCUUAUUUUUUUAAUGGACACGAUUCAGAUAUGAACACUGCAUGUGUGUAAAAGCUAUCACUCAUGUUACAUAGCAGUAUCAUCCUGCAGUCCCCAGUAUUUAAUAGUCUAAAACAUUAUUUUACUUUUCACUCAGCUCUUGUUAAAAACUCUGUUAACGCGCCAGCUGCUGGAAUUCAUUUACCCAGUGUUUAAUGCUGUUUUGUAAUAAGCCGGGGUCUUUGCAUAAGCAUUGUAUAUUUAAGCAUUCAUAUGAAUCUUCAUAUAAAUGAAUCCAUAACAAAUACUUUGUUUCUCAGGUAGCUAGAAAUGCUAACUUCAGUUACUUUGGAAUCUUAAGGACAUUGGGAUGUUAUCUUAAUUUAUGCUUAGGGGAGAGAAAUGUCUUAUUUUAGAUUAUCGUUAACACUGUAUUAUUGCAAAAGCCAUUGGAAGCUAUUCUUUAUUAGCAGGAGGAACAUCUAUGAAAGGUCCAUAGCGUACUUGGUGGUGGUAGUUCCUUCUGCUGUGGUAAGGUCAAUGCCAGAUACAAAAUUCUUUCAAAACCAACAAGGACUUUUUAAAUAUUUUUUUUUUCUUCCAAUUCCCUCAUUUCCUCAAGUGCAUUUUUCAUUCUUCUCUUUCAUAUAGAGCCUAAAUUUAAAGAAACAUUUUUCAGAUAUAUUUUCACAUAUUCAUAUAUUUCAUAUAUCUGUCUUUUUCUCAGAUUGAACUAUUUUGUGAUAUAAAAGCUCCUUAAAUAGAGGAGUUCAGUGAAGUGCUAAUUCUUCUUUAUAAGAAAAUAAACUAAGUAGUCAGGCAUCUGGCAAUUCUUCAAGCGUGUAACUCAGCUUCCAAAUAAUUUAUGAACUGGAGAACUAAAGCUAUUGUCUUAAUUUUACGCCUCUUCAAUUUUAAUCCUUGAAUGUAAACUGCAUAAAGGAGUGAGCUGUGUUUCAGUGAACAGGAAAAUUCAAACUUUUCCUUUGAAACCAGUCUCUAACUGUUGCUGUUUUAUGUAGCAGAGCCUUGACUUGUUUGCAUAUGUAUAAGCACAUGGACGAAAUGUAGCCGUUUUUAAAAAAAUCUUCAUUGUGACUACACCGGCUCUGUGAACAUAAAGUCCUAAAUGUCUUUGGAAGUGCCUGGAAUGUAUUAUUAAACAGUAACGUGUUUGCAUAAGACAACAGUUAGAGCACUGAGUGCAGUUAUUUUUUUCAUGAACUGUUAAUUAUUUUUUUAAUGUUUACGUGUUACAGAGAAGGUAGGAACUCUGUGCGAGGGACAGUUGCAGUUGCUGCUAAUAAUAAGGACACAAGAUAAUUAGGAUUGCGUAACGAAUGGCAGAGGUGUUGGUGCGAUGGGUGGUGGUAUGGUGCCUAUGAGGUGCAUAGUCAAUAAAACAAAAAAAAGUAACAAUCUUUUAAGUGCAUUAUUCCUUAAGAGUGUCAGGAGUGCCUCUAAAAAAAAGUAAGUUGCAAAUAUAAUUUACUACUGACCAUAAGCACAAUGUAAUGCACAAUUUUUUUUUUUAAUUUUGUACGUAUAACGUCAUUAUAUUAAUAAAAACUUUUCGAGCGGAA